Pygocentrus nattereri (red-bellied piranha) is the source of this 1638-nucleotide messenger RNA. It is a transcript of the gene hspbap1, whose product is annotated as hspb associated protein 1. The coding region runs from base 173 to 1558 and encodes 461 amino acids. The record is from RefSeq and is a predicted model, not a curated record. Lineage: Eukaryota; Metazoa; Chordata; Actinopteri; Characiformes; Serrasalmidae. Gene Ontology annotation, molecular function: 2-oxoglutarate-dependent dioxygenase activity. The transcript is spliced from 8 exons.
CGACCUGCUUUCGAAAAUGAUCUCAUUGGGCCCAUUGACUCAGUAAAGCAAAACAGACGGCCGGACGGAGGCUGCGCUUCUCUCGGGCUUACCGGAACGCCGCUCUCCUUCUCCAGCGCCGUGUUGUUCUUACUUCUCUAUUCUUAGUUUGUUACCAGUGAUCUCUGGAGAUAUGGCCACCAAACCCUUCAGCCCAACAGAGGUGCAGAAGAUAAUCCAGUUUCUGCAUAAGCCAGCUGUGUUCCUAAACAUGACUGAUGACUGGCCAGGGCGGGAGUGGACUCUGGAGCAUUUGGCACUUUGUCUAGGAGAGAAGUCUGUAUGCUUUCGUAUUGGGAAACAGACUGAAGAGAAAGCUCCUCUUUUUGAAACUGAAUGUACGUAUGUCAAAGCAACCCUUGCAGAGUUUUUGUGCUGGACCAGGGGAAGCAGUGACUCAUCUGUAGGUCCAUUCACUGCCUAUCCUCUUUCAGAGUACUGGGCUUAUGCUGACUAUAAGUAUCUUGCCCUGCUUUUUCAAGACAAUACCGCCAUGUUUAAGGGUGUGGUCUGGUCAGACUUUGGAUACCCUGGCCGUGAUGGGCGAGAAAGCACUCUAUGGAUUGGUACUAAUGGCGCUAAUACUCCAUGUCACCUCGACUCUUAUGGCUGCAACCUUGUCUUUCAAGUCCAAGGCAGAAAACGAUGGCAUCUCUUCCCCCCUGAAGAUGCUGAAUGUCUGUACCCAACACGAAUACCAUAUGAAGAGUCCAGUGUGUUCAGCAAGGUCAGCGUGAUUAAGCCUGAUCUGUGUAUAUUUCCUGCUUUCAGAAGAGCCAGAGCCCACGUAGUGACUUUACAGCCAGGUCAGGUACUGUUUGUCCCAAGACACUGGUGGCACUACGUGGAAUCAAUAGACCCAGUAACUGUCAGCGUAAACUCUUGGAUUGAGAUGGAGGUGGAUGAUGAGGCUAGAGUAGAGGAGGCUCUCACCAAGACCAUCGUCUGUGCCCUGAAGACCACUCCAAGCCUUGACAACAAGGACAACUGGCUCAACCCUACUGAGGAAGGGAUCGCUUCACAUGAUGAAAACAUGCAGUACUUGAAUCUGGCAGUAAAGGCUUGUAUGGAUAAAAUUAGCUCCUAUGCUGAAAGCAGGCCAGAAUUUGCAGGCCAAUCCAGCGCUGCUUUGAAACAGGACUCCUUAGGUCACUUGAAGACGACUGCCAACAAUCCUGUCCCUUCGUUUUCAGUUUCCUUCGGACCUCACCUCAUUCCAGUCAUGUGUGUUGCAGACAAGACUCAGAAACAAACAACUGCAAAUUUCAAAGAGACUUCCUUGUCCAAAGACAGUGCUCAGGUUUUCUCUCAAAACAGUGCAAAGCCUCAGGCUACAGAUACACCUGGUAAAGAAGAGGGAGUCAGGCUAUCAGGAGGGCCAGCAGAAGAUGGAAGACAUAGUGAAAAGUACAGCCAUAUAUCCACCAAUGAUGUGCUGGAUUGCCUGCUGCAUCCUGAUGUCAUCACCCUGGUUACACAACUGAUGUUGGACAGACGUAGAGAGCUUGACUCAAAAUAAAUCACACACAGUUGGAAUCUUUUAUACUGCAUUCAUUUUGUAUGUAAACAUGCUGCGAGGAAUAAAGACAAUUUCUUUGA